AUGGCUGCCACCUAUGCAGAUGGCGCCGCCCCCGUCGCCUGCCGGGGCCCCCCCGGAGCUGCCCCCGCCCUCGGCAGCCCCCCCGCGGGGGGUGAGGAGGAGGAGGAGGGGGACGAAGAGGAGGAGGAGGUGGAGGAAGGGGAGGUGGAGGAGGAGGAGGAAGGGGAGGAGGAGGAAGAGGAGGAGGAGGAGGAGGAGGAGGAGGAGACCCCCCCUCCCGACGACCUCGGCACCACCCAGCAGCCCGUGCCUUGCAACGCGACGCUGACGGAGGCCGAGGGCUGGCUGGAGGCGCCGGCCGCCCCGGGGGGGCCGGGGGGGCUCGACUGCACCUACCGCAUCCAGGUGCAGCCAGGCAACGGCGUGGAGCUGCAGGUGACGUGGCUGAACCUGUCGCAGGGGGAGGCGCUGACGGCCCAGAGCCCGGGGGCCGGGACCCCCCCCGGGCCCGACGAGGGCACCAGCCUGGGCCCCGGGCAGGUGCUGCGCAGCCCCGGCGACCGCCUGCUCGUCCGCUUCCGCAGCCCCCGGCCCGCCGCCCCCGGCGCCUUCCGCCUCCGCUACCGGGGCUUCGGGCCGGGCUGCGGGCGGCCGCGGCGGCCGGCGCACGGGGCGGUGACGCUCAGCGGGUCGGGCCCCGGCGCCAGGGCCGCCUUCCGCUGCGCCCCGGGCUUCCGCCGCCGCGGCCCCCCCGCCCUGCGCUGCCUCCCCGGCAGCCCCCCCCGCUGGAGCGCCGCCCCCCCCGCCUGCCUCGGUCAGUGACCCCCACCCCCGCGCGGGAGGGGCUUGUGGGGGGGCGGGGCUUGGGAGGGGGC
Messenger RNA from Dromaius novaehollandiae (emu), 815 nucleotides. RefSeq names its product seizure 6-like protein 2. Bases 1 to 762 code for a protein of 253 amino acids. The transcript is spliced from 5 exons. The record is from RefSeq and is a predicted model, not a curated record. Lineage: Eukaryota; Metazoa; Chordata; Aves; Casuariiformes; Dromaiidae.